Molecule: messenger RNA, 7077 nt
Organism: Closterium sp. NIES-65
Lineage: Eukaryota; Viridiplantae; Streptophyta; Zygnematophyceae; Desmidiales; Closteriaceae
Source: the annotation of a GenBank genome assembly
AUGCGCAUGUCAUCGCCGCCCGUCAUGUCAUCGCCGCCCGUCAUGCCGCCGGAUCCCUUGGCGGCGAGCCGUUCUCCUGGCGAGGCGAGAGAGAAUCCCAAACCCGCCCGCGCCUCGUACGCUCGUCGCGCUGCCGUCCCGCUGCUGCGCGCCGUCCGUUCUUUGCUUGCGUCACUUGACCAACAGCGAUGCGCCGACGUGGCAGCGAGCGACUGGUUGGAAGAUGCAGUGAGCCUGCUGUGCGACCACCUGGAAGUCCUCCGCGCCGCCCACUCGCGGCUGGACGGCACGCGGCGCGGAGAAGGGCAGAGUGGGGAAGGGCAGAGUGGGGAAGGGCAGAGUGGGGAAGGGCAGAGUGGGGGAGGUAAGAAGGCGGAAGGGAAAAGCAGGAGAGGCAGGAAAAAGGCUCGGCGCGGCGAGAAGGGGAAGGGGAGGAAGGGAGAAGUGGAUGGUGGGCGCAGGGGGGAAGACGCGCGGACGUCUGGUGGCACGGCGGGUGAGACCGGGGCGACGGUCGCACGCUGUACGCUGGCGGAAGGGGAGGGGGGGCUGGCGGAGGGGGAAAAGGGCGAUGGCGGACUAGCGAAUGGGGGGAAGGGGGGAGGGAUGGGGGAGAGAGAAGCAUGCGUGAUGGCGAGGGCGGUGGUGGUGGCUGGCAGCGGCGACUGGGGCGCUUUGCUGGCGUGCGGGGAAUGCUGGGGUAACGGCGGAGAGGGCGGGGAGGGCGGGGAGCGGGAGUGGGAGAAUGUGUGUCAGCGCUUCCCCACUGCUUUGGCUGACAUCGAGUCUGCUGCUGCCUCGCUCCUCCUCCUCCUCUGCCGCUCUCUGCGCCACUCCCCUACCCCUCCACACCCACCGCCAUCUCAACGCCCCUCAUCUGCUUCCGCCUCUCACCCCCUCUCCCGCAGCUCUCUGCUCCCCUCGCCCCUCGUGCUGCCCCUACGCGCGCCCUUCCAACGCCUGCUCCCCCUGCUACUGCGCUCCCCCUGCCCCUCCGCGCGCCUAAAGGCUGCGCGCGCCCUCGCUCUGCUGGUCGCCGCUAUCGCCCGCGGCGUCACUCGCGGCCGUGGCUGCUUCCAAUGGGGGCGCGCGCUGGGGAGGGCGCAGAGGGGCGCGCAGGAGGGCAUGGGCGCGAGCAAGAGGGGUGGGGGUUUGCGAACAGAGGCGAGGACGAGGGGAGAGGAGGUGGGAGGGUGGAUAAGGGAGGAGGGGGUGGAAGGGCAGGGUGGCGGAAGGGAGAGGGCAGCAGGUGGAGCAGGGCGAGGGCAGGAGGAGAGGGAGGAUGGCGCAAGAGGUGGCAGGGCGCUCUUGUGUUCUGCAGUGGGCGCGUGCUCUGGUGCAGGGGAAGCAAUGGGGGAAGCAAUGGGGGAAGCAAUGGGGGAAGCAAUGGGGGAAGCAAUGGGGGAAGCAAGGGGGGAAGCAAUGGGGGAAGCAAGGGGGGAAGCAAUGGGGGAAGCAAUGGGGGAAGCAGUCGGGGGAGAAAGGCAGGAAGCAGGUGGAGCAACAGUUGGGGGAGGCGGAGCAACAGUUAGGGGAGGCGGAGCAACAGUUGGGGGAGGCGGAGCAACAGUUGGGGGAGGCGGAGCAACAGUUGGGGGAGGCGGAGCAACAGUUGGGGGAGGCGGAGCAACAGUUGGGGGAGGCGGAGCAACAGUUGGGGGAGGCGGAGCAACAGUUGGGGGAGGCGGAGCAACAGUUGGGGGAGGCGGAGCAACAGUUGGGGGAGACGGAGCAACAGUUGGGGGAGGCGGAGCAACAGUUGGGGGAGGCGGAGCAACAGUUGGGGGAGGCGGAGCAACAGUUGGGGGAGGCGGAGCAACAGUUGGGGGAGGCGGAGCAACAGUUGGGGGAGGCAGAGCAACAGUUGGGGGAGGCGGAGCAACAGUUGGGGGAGGCGGAGCAACAGUUGGGGGAGGCGGAGCAACAGUUGGGGGAGGCGGAGCAACAGUUGGGGGAGGCGGAGCAACAGUUGGGGGAGGCGGAGCAACAGUUGGGGGAGGCGGAGCAGCAGCAGGGAUGGUGGAGAGUGCGGGGGUGCGGUGGGUGGUGGAGGCAUAUGGUGCCAUGCUGCCGUCACUGCAUCGCAUGCUCUCCCACUCACACCCUCGCUUCGUGCUCGCUGCCCUUACUGCCCUGCACCACCUCCUCACACUCGGUCCGUACCCUCCCUCCCCGCCCCUGCCUUUUCCUCCUUCCACCACCCCCCUGCGUGGUCGCUCGGCCUUUUCGCCUCGUUCCACUGUUCCUUGCGCCUUUUCUGCUGCUCAGCCUCAUGCUGCUUUCCACUCUGCUCACCCUACUUCACCUCAACCUCCUCCCUCUCCCCCCUCUCUCUCCCUCCCACCACCUUCCCCCCCUCUCCAUCAGACCCGUUGCCAGCAGCCAAUCACAUCGCGCGCAUGGCUCUGCCUGACCUCGCCCGCCUGCUGCACGCACACCCCCUCCCUCCGCCUCGCCCAUGGGAGUGCCGGCGAUGGGAGUGCCGGCAAUGGGAGUGCCAGCGAUGGGAGUGCCAGCGAUGGGAGCGGGGAGAUGCCUGGAGCAGGAGGCGAUAAGGGAGUGAGGGAGGUGGGUGCAGUCAAAAGGAGGGAAGGGGGCACGGGGCGAGGGGAUCAAGCAGUGGGGGUAAAUGCAGUGCACCGCACCCCCUGUGCCACCCACCGCUUGCCUGUGUGCCCUCUGUCCUGGCAGCAGCAGGCAGCGGCGGUGCUGCUGUGUCUGGCAGCGCGGUCCCUCGACCUGCUGCUCCUCGCCUCCGCGCCGCCCUCCCUCGCACUGCUCGUCGCCGCCGUCGGGGGUGCAGCUGGCAAUGGUGAAUGUGGAAGGGGUGCUGGCUGUGGGGGUAGGGGGAAAGGGGGAGGAAGAGCUCGGGAUGGUGAGAGGGAAGCGGGGGCAGGAGAGUGGGGUGUGCAAACAGGGGGGUGUGCGGGAGGUGCAUGGGGUGGCGCUGAGAGGGGAUAUGGUGUGAAUGGAAGGGGCAGCAGUGAGUGCAUGUGUGAGUGCACAUGUGCGUGCGUGCCUGCGUGUGCUGCCGUGUGUCCGGCGCUACGGUUCUCGCACGGUGCGGUGGCAGCGGUGAGGGUCUGGGGAGCACACGCGCUGGCAGGCAUGGCGGGGCAGCGGCGCGCGCGGAGGGGCAUGGUGCAUGCAGGGGGCGUGCAGGCGCUGCUGGCGCUGCUGGGGGAUGCCCUGGCGGGGGAGAGGAGUAUUGGGGGAAGGUGGGUGAGGGGGGGUGGGGAGAGGGGGUUGCUGGGAAUGGGGAAGGGAGGUGCCGGUGAGAUGGGGGAAGAAGGGGAUUGGAGGGCCGAGGAAGAAGGCGGAGAGGGCGAGUGGUGUGGCGGGGGAGAGGGGGAGAAGAGGGCGAGGAGAGGGGGGGAUAGCACAGCCACCUCGCCUGAGCAGCCGUCACCCAACCGCACGCCCUACCCCCCUCCAUCCCCCCUUCCCGCCCUCCACUCUACCAAUGCCACCCCUUCCCUCUCCCGCCUCCCCCGCAUGCUGCUUGCCCAGCUCACAGCAGCCACAGCCGUGGGUCUGCUCGCCUGCCACACCGACCCACCUCUCCCUUUCCUGCCCGUCACCGCCACCCCUCUCCUCCUCACCAUGCUGCUCCGUGCCUCAGCUGCCCUCCCCUGCGUCCCCCCCUCUCACUCCACCCUCCCAUCCCCUGCUCCCUUCCUUCCUCCUCCCCUGUCCCCCUUGAACCACCCUCCUGCGCCCUGCCCUGGCCCCUCGCCCCCCGCCACUCUGUUGAAUGCGCUCAACACGCGCAGGCAGCAGGUGGCCCGCGAGGUGCUGCUGCUGCUGGCGCGCUGUGGGCAGGGCGGGCGCGAGAAGGGGGGCGGUGGUGAGGGGGAGGGCGCACGGGCAGUGGUGGGGGAGGUGGUGCGGGCGCUGAGGGGCAUGGUGGGACGGGUGGGAGAGAUGAAGGGGCUGGAGCACGAGAUGAAGGGGCUGGAGCAAGAGCAGGGCACCAGAGGGGAGGGGGAGAUGAUGCAGCAGCAGCAGCAGCGGCUGCAGGAGCAAGAGCAGGAGUAUGGGCGGUGGAGGGAGCAGGUGGGGGUGGCACGGCAGCAGGCAGCCCUGGUGGAGGUGGUAUGUGAGGUGGCGGGCAGUGCAGGCGGGGUGCACGCUGCCGUGGGUGGCGGGGCCGUGCACGCUGUGAGCGCCGUGAUGGCCGUGCUGGCAGCGCGCCGGGGCGAGGGGCACGAGGGGCACGAGGGGCACGAGGGGCACGAGGGGCACGAGGGGUUGCAGAGCCAGCAGAACAGGCGCGAGGGGGGCGGGGAGGAUGCAGAUGGGAGCAUGGCGGUGGGAGGGGGGGCAUGCAGAGGGGGGCGUGAAGGUUACGAGGAGGAGAGGGGUGAGGAGGUGUGCCGGAGGGUUGAGGGGGGGAGAGUGGAGGCAAAAGAUGGGGAGAGCGGGGGAGGGGGAGAGUGGAGAGGAAUGAUGAUGGGAGUGAAGGAUGGGGUGGAGGAGCAGGAGGACGGCAACGAAGGAAGGGGGGAGGGUGAGAGUGCAGGGGGAGAGGAUGGGUGGAGUGAGGAGAGUGAGGAGAGCGAGGAGGAUGAGACGCCUCUGUGGCAUCUGUGGCAGAUGCAUAUCGACGGGCAUGUGCAUGGGCAUGUGGAUGGGCAUGUGGAUGGGCAUGUGGAUGGGCAUGUGGAUGGGCAUGUGCAUGGGCGUGUGGAUGGGCGUGUGGAUAUGGGGCUUGCUGCGAUGGCUUCGGAUGGUGGGGAGAGUGCGAGUGACACUGACAUGGAUGAGGGGGAGGAGGGGGAGGAGGAGGAUGAGGAGGAGGAGGAGGAUGAGGAGGGUGAGGAGGGUGAGGAUGAGGAGGAGGACGAGGACUAUGAGGAGUGGGGAGGAGAGGAAGCUGGGGUUGUGGAUGGGGAUGGCGAGGAGGGGGGAGGAGAGGAGAGGUGGGGAGUGCAGCGCGGAGAGGCUGGGCUUUCACAGGUGCAGCUGAGGCUGCUGCAGACUCUGUUUGGACGGGGGUUGGGCGGCGGGACGAGUGAGAGUAGUAGUGGGGAUGAGGGUACUGAGGAGAGUGAGAAUGAGGAGAGUGAGAGUGGAGAGAGUGAGAGUGAGGAGAGUGAGAGUGAGGAGAGUGAGGGGAGCGAUGAGGAGAAUGAGGAGUGUGAGGAAAUGGAGGGAGAUAGUGAGGACGAGAGUAAGGAUAGUGAGGGCAAGAGGGAGGGUGUAAAUGACAAAGAGGGAGACAGCGAGAGUGGGGAGAGUAAGGGAGGGGGUGCAGACCUGAGUGAUGGGGAGGGCGGGGGCAUGGCAGGGGAGGGGAGUGGGGCGGGCGAGCACUGUGCGCGUGCUGCUGUUGAUGGCAGGCGGGGCGCUGAGGAGGAUGCAGUGGAUAUGGAGAUGGGCGGGGUGGGGGGGCGGGGGAUUCAUGGGCGAUGGUGGGGAGGUGGAGUGGAAGACGAGAGAAAGGCUGUGGAAUGCCGCAUUGAUGGCUCUGAUGGCGCACUGGCAGCAAACUCGGCGGCGGUGGUGGUAGCAGCACAGAGGGUUGAGCGGGAGGGAGCAAGUGUGCGGUGUCCACACGGCAGCCGGCACUGCCUGGCCUGGCUGCCUGCAUGGUGGGGGGAGAGGGAGGAGAGGGAGGGCAGGGAGGGCAGGGAGGGUAGGGAAGGAGGUUCAGAGAGAGAUGCUAGUGGGUGUGUGAUGUUGGAUGCAGAGACUGGCAGGGGCGAUGGUGGCAAGGGACAAGUUGGUGUGGAGGACGAGUGUGGUGUCAGGAGCUGUGGUGCGAGGUGCAGUGCGGUGGCUGUGUGGGACGCACGUGAGGGGAAGGGCGCAGAGAGCGGGCAGGUGAUGAGGCGGCAGGGUGGGGCAAAGCGGAAGGCGGAGGAAAAGGAGAGGGAGGGGGUGGAGCGUGAGGGAUGCAAGAGUGGUGCUGUGGCUGUGUGCUGGGAGAGGGGCAAGGAUAGGUCAGUGGAAGGGGAAGAGAGGUGUGGGGGGAACAUACGGGGGAAUGGGCGAGGGCUGGAAGAUGCGUGUGGAGGGGAGGGAACGGCAGCAGCAGGUGCAUCGGCAUCACAGGCAGGGGCAGAGAAGGGUGGGUCGGAGAAGCAAGGGGCAUGGGGGGCAGAGAAAGUGGAGGCUCUGAGGGAGGAGGCCCGGCAGGAGCAGUGCCUGCUGUGGCGGCGCUGCCUGCACCUGCUGGCUCUGCUCUCCUCUGAUUGGACGGCCUGCUCCCACAUGGUGCAUGCCGGCCUGAUGCCUGCCCUGCUGCAAGCCAUUGCCCGCCACCCCUGGCAGCGCCACCCUGAGAUGGGCGCUGAGGGCACUGGGGUCACUGUGCUGGGCAGAGCCAGGGAGGGAGCGGCGGCGGUGGAGGUGGUGAGCAACGUGGUGAGGGUGCCGUGGCUGAGGCACACGGCUGCAGAGGCAGGCGCGCUGGCAGUCAUGCAGAGGGCAGCACAGCUCAUGCAGGGGCGGGGUGGGGUGGUGCAUGGUGAGGCGAGGAGGCAUGCAGUGCAGGCAGCGAUGCGGCUGUGCGAUGUCAACGGCCCCGUCGCCGCCCUUCGCGGCCUCGUUGCCGCCCCUAUCGGCCCCAUCGCCGCCCUUCACGGCCCCGUCGCCGCCCCUAUCGGCCCCGUUGCCGCCCUUCGUGGCCCGUCGCCGUCCCUAGCGGCCCCGUCGCCGCCCUUCUUGGCCCCUCGCGGCCCCUUCGUGGCCCCGUCGCCGCUCCUAGCGGCCCCGUCGCCGCCCCUAGCGGCCCCGUCGCUGCCCCUCGAGGCCCCUCGCAGCCCCUUCUCGGCUCCUCCGCCACCAGCAGCAGCCGCCGCCGGCCGCCAACAGCAGCCGACAGCAGCAAACGCCGCCGAUAGCAGCGGCGGCCACCACCAACAGCAGCCGUCGCCGCCGACAGCCGCGACUGCCGCUACCACUGCCAGCAGGAGCUGCCGCCGCGGUCACGGCUCUGUCCCUGCCGACGUGCCUCGGCCCUACCCCACCGCCUGCCGGCCCCUACCUACCAGCCCUGGUGAGAACACUGCCGAGCCACGAGUGCUACUGCUGCCCCUAGCCCGCUGCCACUGCUGUCAUGGCUACCCCUAG